This is a messenger RNA of Trichoderma virens Gv29-8, 887 nucleotides long. RefSeq lists its product as uncharacterized. Lineage: Eukaryota; Fungi; Ascomycota; Sordariomycetes; Hypocreales; Hypocreaceae. Bases 1 to 510 code for a protein of 169 amino acids. The transcript has a single exon. The record is from RefSeq and is a predicted model, not a curated record.
AUGGCGGCCUUUAACCUGCUAUUGGUCGAAGCGGCCGCAAUGGACGAACCACCGCCAACUCCCGCAUUGCCCCUCAUCUCCGACUCCAAGCACAACCGCAUCGUCAUCUGGCGCGACGAGGUCGUGUCAGCAUCCGCCUCAUAUGCCGCCGCCAGCAACUAUUCCGCCCCGUCACUCAUCACCACAACCACCGCGUCGUCUACAUCCCUCUCGCCCUCAGAACUCGCCACCAUGUCGCGAAGCUCACGGCUGUGGUACAAGGUGAAGACGCAGUUCACAGGCAAGCGCCGCAGCAGCGUGACAGCAGCCAAUGCCGACGUGCCAGAAUUCAUGAUGCCCCCGCGAAAGGGCGAUGUCACGCGAACCGCCAUGUACCAGAACUUGCGGUCGGGAGAUACGGGCGACGACGAGGUGGUUCCAGGCCAAGAGAGCAAUGGUCGCGGACGAGGUCUUUGGGAGAAGCAGAAGAGGCUGCUCAGGGCUUCCAAACUAUUGAGCCAACACCAUUAACCGAUGGGGCGGAUUUGCUCUGCAGGAGAAAGGGGGACAAAAAGUUCAUCGACACAAAGUUUCAACCUACAAACAGAAGGCAGCCUCCACAUUGACGACGCAAACGACUCCGAGAUGACUCUCAUCACACCCGUUCUAUACCAUCCAUCUUCGAGAUGGGACACUCAUAAUAUAACGUUGGCAUGUUUAAUAGGUAAUUACAUGGGAAAGCGAUCUAUUUAUACCACAAACCUCAUACUGGUCACAUCUAAUCUCUCUCUUUUCCUUUUGUCUGUUUUUUUUUCCUUCCCUUGGAAGGGUGGAGGUUGCAUUUUUUGUAUCUUGUCCUACGUGGAUGUUGCUUUAUAGACGGCUUGUCUGUUUUUUAAGAUUCCCAC